AUGUCCGACGAUGAUUUGUUGAAAGAACUUGCUCCGCAAAAAAUCACGGCAGUCAGAAGGAUCACCAAGAAAACCGCAACAGAGAUCGUUGGAACGGCAACAAUUGUGUUAACAAUAAAUUCGACAGUGGUACCCGAAUACAUCAACUUCGGUUUUAUUCGCCUAAGGACCCGCCUCUAUUACCCUCAACCGCUGAUAUGCCGACAUUGCCUCAAGUAUGGACACCCAAAAAACAAAUGUGUAGCCGAACAAUCAUGCAUUGUUUGCUCCGAGUCUCACAGCAGCGAUAAUUGUACCGCCACAACAUCACACUGUGGAAACUGUAAAGGUAGCCAUUCUCCACUCGAUCGUAAAUGCCCAGUAUAUGUGUACGAAACCGCAGUGCUUAAAAUCAAAACCGAAAAGAACAUCACACUCACAGCCGCUCGUAAGUUAGCCGAAUCACAAAACACCACCAGCACCAGUUACGCAGCAAUCGUCAAACACCACAGCGAUCUUCAUUUCCAACAGAAGAAACGAAACCAACAGACGGAAAAAAAUACCCAACCUGCCCCAUCGAGUCAACAGAACGAUAACCAACAACAACAACAACAACAACAGCAGCAGAAACGAAAUCAUCACCCGACGGAAAUUAAAACUGCAGAAAUAACACACUCGACUAUUUCACCUCCUCGUAAAAAAUGUACAUCUCAGCCAUCCCCGAUGGUAUCUGAAGAUGAAUCUUCAAAGGAACCUCAACGCGAAAGCGAUAAGCUUCACACGAAUUCCGUGACACGGAAAUUGAACAGUGAAAACAGUUCCUAUACCCCUCCUAUCCCAUCCACUUCCCCUUCAAACCCCUUCCAACCCAUUAGUUUAAAGAAAAAAUUUGAUCCUCGGCCUAUUAGAACUUGUAAAAAGUAA
Molecule: messenger RNA, 903 nt
Organism: Uranotaenia lowii
Lineage: Eukaryota; Metazoa; Arthropoda; Insecta; Diptera; Culicidae
Exons: 1
Coding region: 1-903 (300 amino acids)
Source: RefSeq, a predicted model, not a curated record